Messenger RNA from Nicotiana attenuata, 526 nucleotides. RefSeq names its product protein TAP1. The record is from RefSeq and is a predicted model, not a curated record. NCBI's taxonomy places the organism in Eukaryota, Viridiplantae, Streptophyta, Magnoliopsida, Solanales, Solanaceae. The coding region runs from base 13 to 312 and encodes 99 amino acids. The transcript has 2 exons.
GGAAAUAGAAGAAUGACUAUUGUGAUGGUUGUAGUGCUUGUUUUUACAAGCCAAAAUAACUUAGCAAAAGCUUCAUUCAAGAGUUGUUUUGGAGAGUGUGAAGUGGGUUGUCUUGAUGUAGAAGCAAAGAUUGAGUGUACUACCAAAUGCUUGCUCAAAUGUCUUAUUCUCAAAAUCACUCAACCAGAUUCACUCCGUUACUGCAACUUUGGCUGUUCUAUUCAUCGUUGUGCAAAAUUUGGAGAUGAUGUAGAAAAGGUUGACAGAUGCGUCCACCGCUGCAAGAAGAUUACAUGCAACCUCCUACACUAAAAGGAUGUGGCGAACAAUGUCUUCUUUCCUCUAUUUCGUUUCUCUUUCUUGUUCUUUUCUUUUGGCUUGCAUUUGAAGACACAAAUUCAAUCAAAUAUGUACUGCUCAAAGAGACAUGUUAUACCAUGUACUGUUGGGACUUGGGAGAGAAUAAGUGGCAAUAAAUUCCUAUGGUGACGACCUUUGUACUCUAGUUAUCAAAUAAUUACAAGAA